This is a messenger RNA of Heteronotia binoei (common prickly gecko), 1655 nucleotides long. It is a transcript of the gene TMOD1, whose product is annotated as tropomodulin 1. The record is from RefSeq and is a predicted model, not a curated record. Lineage: Eukaryota; Metazoa; Chordata; Lepidosauria; Squamata; Gekkonidae. Bases 421 to 1497 code for a protein of 358 amino acids. Gene Ontology annotation, molecular function: tropomyosin binding. The transcript has 10 exons. Gene Ontology annotation, cellular component: myofibril; striated muscle thin filament. Gene Ontology annotation, biological process: pointed-end actin filament capping; muscle contraction; myofibril assembly.
UUUGUUUCAUCUUCACCUUCAGCUCCGGCCAGAAGAAAGGGGGGAAGCAUUUGCAGCAGCUGCUGGCAAGAUGAUUUAUGGGAUACUUGUGCUUGUUUAAAAAUAAUUGCCCUGACUUAACGCUGGAGUUUUCACUUCACUCAUGUACCAGUCCGGUCUCCUAUAAAUCAUACCUUUACGCAGUCUUAAGAAAUGCACUUCUAGGGGCUGACAGGUCCAUGAGUGAGGGGGUGGGUCUGGAGCGCAGUGGCAAUUUAAAGCAACCUUCACGCUUGGUUUGUUUCCCUUCUCCAUUAAACUUGGAAGAUGCCAAUAUUAAACCCCAUUAAACUCCAUUAAACUCGGAAGAUGCCAAUAUUCACGUAUCUAUUUCAAAAAGACGAAGAGGGAGAGAUAUUUUAAAACCAAGGAGUCUUCAGAAUGUCGUACAGAAAAGGACUAGAGAAAUACCAGGAUCUGGAUGAAGACCGGAUCCUGGCAGCGCUGACUGAAGAAGAAAUCAAGAUGUUGGAGGAAGAAAUGGUGGAGCUAGAUCCAGAUAAUGCAUUGUUGCCAGCAGGAAUGAGACAGAGAGACCAGACCAAAAAAACACCCACCGGCCCAUUUAAAAGGGAUGACCUUAUGGCACACUUGGAGAAGCAGGCAAACAGUACAAAAGACCGAGAGGAUCUGGUUCCUUUCACAGGAGAGAAAAGAGGGAAAGUCUGGGUCCCCAAGCAGAAGGCUAUGGAUCCUGUCUUGGAGAGUGUGACUCUAGAACCAGAACUGGAGGAGGCGCUAGCAAAUGCUUCUGAUGCUGAGCUUUGCGACAUUGCUGCUAUUCUUGGCAUGCAUACCCUGAUGAGUAACCAGCAGUACUAUGGGGCGCUCGGAACCACAACAAUCGUCAACAAGGAAGGUCUAGACAGUAUAAUUAAGCCUACACAAUAUAAACCGGUUCCUGAUGAACCAAAUUCAACCGAUGUAGAAGAAACUUUAGAAAGAGUGAAAAACAAUGAUCCAGACCUUGAGGAGGUCAAUCUCAACAAUAUUAAGGACAUUCCCAUCCCGACCUUAAAAGCCUACGCCGAAGCUCUGAAGAACAACACCUAUGUGAAAAAGUUCAGCAUAGUUGGAACCAGAAGCAAUGACCCCGUUGCUUAUGCGCUAGCAGGAAUGCUAAAAGUGAACAGUGUCUUGAAGAGCUUGAACGUGGAAUCUAACUUCAUUUCUGGAUCAGGAAUCCUGGCCCUCGUAGAAGCACUCCAGAACAACAAGACACUUAUUGAGCUCAAAAUCGACAACCAGAGCCAGCUAUUGGGGAAUAAGGUGGAAAUGGAGAUUGCAAGUAUGUUAGAAAAAAACACAUCUCUUUUGAAGUUCGGGUAUCACUUCACGCAGCAAGGCCCUCGGCUUCGUGCCUCCAAUGCCAUGAUGAACAACAAUGACCUUGUGAGGAAGAGGCGGCUGGCCGAUCUGAACGGGCCCAUCUUUCCCAAGUGCCGGACUACUCUGUAGCUGUUGGCUAGAGGUGAAGUCAGCAAGCGCACACUGGACUGAGAACUAUGGCGGAGCAACCGUGCAGUGAAUUUUUGGUGCCUGGAGUUUUGUUUGUUUGUAUUCCCUCCCUGUGCACUAAAAAGGUUUCGACAAAUUAGCGAUUGUAGGUGAAAAAA